Candoia aspera is the source of this 541-nucleotide messenger RNA. Its product is annotated as cortexin-3-like. Bases 172 to 405 code for a protein of 77 amino acids. The transcript has a single exon. NCBI's taxonomy places the organism in Eukaryota, Metazoa, Chordata, Lepidosauria, Squamata, Candoiidae. The record is from RefSeq and is a predicted model, not a curated record.
CACAAACAGCUCCCAGGCUUGGUUCAGGGAGAGACCCCACCCUGAAUUUUUUCAGGCCCCCUCAACUUAAGCUGGUGCAGAGCUGCCUGUGAAACGCCAUUGCUAACAGGGCCUUGGUCCCCUUCCAGGCAGCGCUGUGGACACGGCCGGCCACUCAGGGUCCUCGUCCCCAUGGCCACCGGCCUGGGCAGCUCCCUGCCAGCCCUGGCCAGCGCCAUCCGGCCCGACCCCACCCUAACCCUGGAACAGAAGGCCACCUUCGUGUUUGUUUUCUUCCUCUUCGUCUUUCUGGCGGUGCUGAUCACCCGCUGCUUCCGCAUCCUCCUGGAUCCCUACCGGAGCAUGCCUUCGUCCACGUGGACUGAUUACGUGGAAAAAGACACAUUGGACUACCGCCUGGCCUGAUGGGCGGGAAAGGCGGCAGCGGUGCCAAGCCCAAGCUUGGGUCCUGGUGCCUUGGUUGAGCCUCCAUGAGCGGGGGCAGUCUAUCUGCCUGGGCACAGCAGAGAUGACAGGCUAUGCUUUUGUGCCGGGAUGGUGG